Paramisgurnus dabryanus is the source of this 5372-nucleotide messenger RNA. It is a transcript of the gene camk1da, whose product is annotated as calcium/calmodulin-dependent protein kinase 1Da. Gene Ontology annotation, biological process: protein phosphorylation. The record is from RefSeq and is a predicted model, not a curated record. NCBI's taxonomy places the organism in Eukaryota, Metazoa, Chordata, Actinopteri, Cypriniformes, Cobitidae. Gene Ontology annotation, molecular function: protein kinase activity; ATP binding.
CGCACGCAGGCACACAAGACUGCCCCUCUCACACGCAGACUCUCUCUCUCCCUCACUCUCCUCAUUGCCAUAACAACAGAUGCGCCGCAUCAGUCCGCUUGGGUCAGUACGGGAACCGCGGGGCGGAAUAAUCUCGCACUGGUGCUGUUAAUAAGCCGCAGAGGUCCUCGUUCAUCUAUUUACGUCUAACCGUUUCAGUGAAACGGGCUCGCGGGAGAUCCUCACCGGGGCUGUUCGAUAACGGCCCGAGCGGAGACGACGAGCGGAAGCGCGGCGUGGGAAAGCGGGGGGAAAUCUCCGGGGAUCUCCAGUCGGACCUCCGGCGCGCUCGCCAUCUACGGUCGUUCCCGUGUGUUUCCGCCAUGGCUCGUGAGAACGGAGAGGUCGGCGGGGAUUGCUCAUGGAAGAAGCAGGUCGACGACAUCAAGGAGAUCUUUGAAUUCAAGGAGGUGCUCGGGACGGGUGCGUUUUCAGAGGUGGUCUUGGCGGAGGAGAGGGCCACGGGAAAGAUGUAUGCUGUGAAGUGUAUUCCCAAAAAGGCCCUAAAGGGAAAGGAGAGCAGCAUCGAGAACGAAAUCGCUGUUUUGCGCAAAAUUAAGCAUGAGAACAUAGUCGCACUAGAAGACAUCUAUGAAAGCUCCAAUCAUCUCUACCUUAUAAUGCAGCUUGUAUCUGGAGGUGAGUUGUUUGACCGGAUUGUGGAGAAAGGUUUCUACACAGAGAAGGACGCCAGCACGCUUAUCAAACAAGUACUAGACGCUGUAAACUACCUCCACAGUAUGGGCAUCGUGCACAGAGAUCUAAAGCCAGAGAAUCUGCUGUAUUUCAACCCUCAAGAUGGAUCAAAGAUCAUGAUCAGUGAUUUUGGCCUGUCUAAGAUGGAGGGGACAGGUGAUGUCAUGUCCACAGCCUGUGGAACACCGGGAUAUGUGGCUCCAGAAGUUCUCGCUCAGAAACCGUACAGUAAAGCUGUCGACUGCUGGUCUAUCGGAGUCAUUGCCUACAUUUUGUUGUGUGGUUACCCUCCAUUUUACGAUGAGAACGAUUCUAAACUCUUUGAGCAGAUCCUGAAAGCUGACUAUGAGUUUGAUGCACCAUACUGGGAUGAUAUAUCAGAUUCAGCAAAAGAUUUUAUUAGUUGUUUAAUGGAAAAGGAUCCUGCUAAGCGAUACACAUGUGAAGAGGCCCUUCGGCAUCCCUGGAUCGCAGAGGACACUGCGCUCUGCAAGAACAUCCACGAGUCUGUCAGCCGACAAAUGCGCAAAAACUUUGCUAAAAGCAAAUGGAGGCAAGCCUUCAAUGCCACGGCCGUGGUUCGACACAUGAGAAGACUGCAGCUGGGCAGCAGCAUGGGUAGCAGCAUGGAUGCAAGCAAUGCCAAUCAGAACCGAAUACUGAACGCUAACCAGACUGUGAACGCACCACCAAACCAAACACCAACUACAUCAAAUACGACUGCAUCUCUCAACCAAAAUCACAAACCGGCUCAGAAUCCAAAUACAGUGAUUGUAAAUGACAUGGCGACAGGCGUAACGUCUAUACCACGCAAAGACUGUACAGCUCCACCCCACACUUCCUGUUCUCUGGCAUCAGCAGCCACUUCCACUGGCUCAGGGGCGGAGCCCUGCAGGCCACACCCUCCCUCAGUUGCGUCGGUUAGCACAGUGAUAACUGGGACCAAGUGACGCCAGGUUCUGCGGGGAGAGAGCUGGGAGGCCACUGCCCUGUAAGCCCCACCCCUCAGCCCGCUCCCCGCCCUGCCGUCAAAGAAAGGCAGAGGACUGAUCCAUCGCCAUAGCAACCACCGAGAGGCAAAAAAAAUGUGCGCCUAAUGCACCUCGCAGUUUGACCUGCCUUUCAACCUCCAGGCAACUAGAGGGCGCAAUGCAUGCAGCGGCAGGUGAAGGGGAUUUUCAACCGAAAGCUUCCAUUUCGAGAAGAGGACAGAGCUGUGACGUUUUUGCUGUGACUUUGCUAAGUACUUCGCCAGCCAUGUUACCUUUUGGUAAAACGAAUGACUGGAAAAACUGCAGAGGUUUAGGUGUGAAAGCGUGCAUGGCUGUGUCCGCCCGUAUAAGUAGGCGGAGCCAAUGUCAAACAGUUCUUCUAGCUCUUCCCUCUUUCCUUCUGCCCUCAUUCUCUAUCUCUAUUUGCUCACAAGUUUAUUGUAUUAUUAGCUAGCAUUUCUGAUCUAUUGGGGGCUUUUUAAGGAUUAGUCAUGCUGACCUGCAAAAGUGCUUUUAAAAUUACGUUAGACUGUUUCGCGAAAUUUUUGAGUCGAGACUUUAUCUGUUUGCACAUAGGCUGUACAGGAAGUGAAUUACUGUAUUACGAACGGACAGGAGAUUAUUGCUUUGAAACCUUCAGCUUCACGAAUUUCCAGAUAUCCGUUAAAACAUGCAAUGUUUAUAUGUUAUCUUAAGUUAGUGGACUUUUUUAAACGCAGGGACAGAAUGGAGCCGAAGCAGUCUGAUGAAGCUUGUUCCUGACGCUUUCCGCUUCAAAUGUGACUUUGAGCUCCACAUACAGACAUAGUUGAUGUUAGAUUACUGAAUAUAUUAUAGCUGUUAAUACUAAACACACAUACACACACACACAUCUCACAAAAAGCCAUGGCAGCGUCUUUUAUCGCCCAGUGUACGAGUUCUCAGGGAAUUCCACAGUUUCACUGGGCUAUAUAAUGGUGGUAUAGUAAUGCCUACAAGAUUGUCCUAUACAGCCAGAUUUAGGUGAAGCUUGUGGUUUAGUUUGAUAAAGUUUGCCACUGCGUUCUUAUAAUGAUUGUAUGACCGGGUGGUAAAACGUUGUUGAUUUCACGUCAUUUUGGGAUUACUGUAAAGAGUUAUCGAAACAUUGCGGUUUGUUCAAUGACAUAGUAGAGAUUGGGGCGAGUGUAGUCCAGAACUGGAACUGGGGAUUGUUUGGAAUAUAGAAUAAAAGGAUUUCUAGUUACUUUUUAGUUAGCUUUUUUAGUUACUUUUGCUAAUGCUAGUGGUAGAGGAACUACUUUGUUUCUAAAGCUAGUAAUGUUACUACCCAUAUUCUUUGUUCUCCAAAAUUUUGAAAGUUAUCAAGUGUUUUUGCCAUCAUCGGCUUUGUUGCUCUGAAAUUCGGCAUUCAGAGCAUCGUCAUAAUUACAGUAAUUCAAAAACGACGUGGAUGCAGCAAAAGGAUUUUUAUUGACUGUAAACAUUUUUCCAGACUUGGCUGAUUUUUAAGCAUUGGUUUAAGGGCUAAGUUCAGAUUUAUUCCCUUCCUUAGUGAUGGCUAACUGGUCUUAUGUCAUGUCACACAAUGUUUUGAAAGUAAGUGACUGAUGUCUUCUUUGCCCUUUACGGUUUGUUAAUAUCACAGGAGGAAAACUUGUCUACGGACGCAGGGAUUUAAGAGUAUGUGACAUUUUCCAAAGUGCCAUCAUGAAUUUUUCUUCACUUUCUUGAAUGUUUGUUUCAGUGUUGAUUAAAAUAUGACUCCUCAAAAUAUGAGGAGGUCCAAACUACUAUGAACUUUCAGUCGGGUAAGACGUGCAUUUGGUCUUCAUUCGCACAUUUGUGAGAAAUGUUAUUUCAGAAAAUAACAACAAGAUUUAUGGGUAACACUUUACUUGAAGGGGUGUUCAUAAGACUGACAUGACAUGUUCAUAAUCAUGACAUGACAUGUGCUAUGAACAUCAAGGAGAUUUUAUGCACGCAUAUGACAACUGUCAUUAAGUGUCAUUCACGCAAUUAUGUAAUUUUAAAUGCAAAGAUGACAUUGUUUGAGAUGUCUUUGUUAUGAGAUCAUAUCAUAAAUUGUCAUAAAUCUGACAUAAACAUGACAUUGCAGAUAAAUUAUCAAAAUUAAGAAACCACCUAGCUUUAUUGGUUAACAUUACAUUAAACUGUCAUGUGGUCGGUUUUGACAUUGGCUGUUAUGAGGCCAUUAUAAUUGUGUCUGACCACUUUUUUUCCAAUGAUACAAAUUGAGCUUGUCAUUAAAAUGUCAUUAAGUGUUACUCUUGUCAUAUAGUUUUAUAAGAAAAACAUCUAAAACAAUGUCAUAAUUUUACAAAUGACACUUAAUGACAAUUGUCAUAAACGUGCAUAAAUCUCCUUCAUGUUCAUGACACAUGUCAUGUCAUAAUUAUGAAGGUGUCAUGUCUUAUGAACACCCCUUCAAGUAAAGUGUUACCGAUUUAUGUUCGUAUGUUAACGGAUAUGUGUUUUGGUAACAAUGGAUUAUAAUGCAAUAUUUAUUUUCCUACAUUUGAGUCAAUUACAGUGUAGGCAUGAAAUGUAACGGUUUAAAAGGGAUGUUUCAGGUUUAAUAUGUUAAGCUCUAUCAACAGUAUAUCAAUUUUGACUUUAAAUUGUUUCAUGAUAAUAUUCAUUUAGAUUUAUGCAUUUGGCAAAUGCUUUUAUCCAAAGCGACUUCAAGGUAAACAUUUUUAUCAGUACAGUAUGUGUGUUCUCUAGGAAUUGAACCCACAACUUUUGCGCUGCAAACGCAAUUUCAAUUAAGAAACUACAGAAACUAAAUUGAGCUAUAGGCACACUUACAGUAGAAGUCUAUGGUGUGAUGCGUUUAAAAACCAGUGUUAUUCAAGCAGUACAGAAGGGCUGUUUUAUUCCAGCGAGUGGAUUGUGUUCCUUCUAGUAUAGACCUUUCUCACAGUAACCGGAAAUACUUAAUCGUCGUGUAAGCGGAGUUCCUGUCAAGCGUCAACACACUAGAAAAACAUAAACCUGGGCAAGUUUAAAAUGGAUCAAAGAGUCUACAAAACUUCGUUAACGGAUUUGCCAAAUAUUACAUUUGCUGAUGUGACACGACUAAUGGAGGAAAACUUUUUCCAUGAAGAAUUUGUCAAUAAAUUUCUAGGUAAGUAGAGAGCGAGUAUAACUGUUACUGAACUGUUAACUAAAACGACACAUUAUAAGUCUCGCCGGAUAGCCUGAAUCCACUUCUGUAUACCUUCACCAUCAACAGGGAAUUGAUGGAACAGAUACGGAUUUUUACAUUGCCUUGACUGCGGAGGAAGUAGAUUUCCGCGACGAUUGCGUAGUUCCGGUCAUAAAUACGGAAGUUGUGAGAAAGGUCUAUUGUGUACAGUGUUUUACCAUGCUGCUUUAUUGUCAUGGGGGGGAGGUUCAGUGAUUGUCAAAGGAGAUCUCAUUCGAAAUGCAUAGAGUAGCUGCCAAACAUGUCAUCAUCUGUAGUGACAAAAUACCCUCCAUAUAGCAGUUUGUCUGUUUAGGGCUACUAUAGAAACAUGGUGGCAACUACAUGGUAAGGAGACCCGCGGUGUAUGUAGAUAAAAAUGGCUCAUAAACUGCAAAAAAUGAUGUGUUAAUUUAUUACACAUUGUGUGUGUCAUGCCAUUUAAGGCGUUAUUU